AUGCUAGAUGAGUUCAAUGCUCUUCUUCGCCAAGAAACAUGGUCUCUUGUCCCGUCUUCUUCCCAUCAAAAUGCAGCCGGCUGCAAAUGGGUAUUCAAGAUCAAACGAUGCUCUGAUAGAUCAAUUGAAGCACUUCUUGUGGCCAAAGGGUUUCAUCAACAUUCCGGGAUCAAUUAUUUUGACACAUUUAGUCCAGUGGUCAAGUCGAUCACUAUUCGCACCAUUUUGAGCAUUGUUGUUUCUUGUGGGUGGGGAAUAUGGCAACUUGACGUUAAAAACGCUUUUCUGCACGGUUAUCUUUCCGAGGCGAUGUUUAUGCAACAACCUUCUUACUUUGCUGAUCCUCUUCGGCCCACUCAUGUUUGA
Molecule: messenger RNA, 366 nt
Organism: Prunus armeniaca (apricot)
Lineage: Eukaryota; Viridiplantae; Streptophyta; Magnoliopsida; Rosales; Rosaceae
Source: the annotation of a GenBank genome assembly